This is a messenger RNA of Beauveria bassiana ARSEF 2860, 1086 nucleotides long. Its product is annotated as oxidoreductase family protein. The record is from RefSeq and is a predicted model, not a curated record. NCBI's taxonomy places the organism in Eukaryota, Fungi, Ascomycota, Sordariomycetes, Hypocreales, Cordycipitaceae. Bases 1 to 1086 code for a protein of 361 amino acids. The transcript has 2 exons. Gene Ontology annotation, molecular function: nucleotide binding.
AUGGCUUCAAAGACAUUCAACGUUGGCGUCAUCGGAUAUGGCAUGUCUGCCAAAGUCUUCCACAUCCCCUUCAUCGCCACUACCCCUCAGUUCAAGCUCCACGCCAUUGUCCAGCGCAGCCCCAAGGACGGCAACUCUGCGCCCGCCGACCACCCCAAUGUCAAGCACUACACCGAUGUGAAGGACCUCUUCGCUGACGCUGCCGUCGAUGUCGUCGUCGUCACCACCCCGCCCGACAACCACUUUGCGCUGACAAAAGCCGCCCUCGAGGCCGGCAAGCACGUCCUGACCGAGAAGCCCUUUGUGCCCACCUCGGCCGAGGCCGACACGCUCAUUGCGCUCGCGCGCGCCAAAAAUCGCCUCAUCUGCGUCUACCAGAACCGUCGCUGGGAUUCCGACUUUCUCACAGUCAAGCACCUCAUCGCGCAGGGCACCCUCGGCCGCGUCCUCGAGUACAACACGCACUUUGACCGCUACAAGGCCGCCGCCGCCACCAACUGGAAGGGCGCGCUUGGCAUCCCUCAGGGCGGCAGCGCCCUCUUCGACCUCGGCACGCACCUCAUCGACCAGGCCUACACGCUCUUUGGUCUUCCACAGUCGGUCCACGGCCGCUUGCUGUCCCAACGCGCCGGCAAGCCCGACUUUUUCAACCCCGAUGCCGUCGCCGCCGAGCUCACGUACCCGGACGGCAAGCUCGUCCACGUCCGCAUCAGCGCCCUCAGCGUCGAGGUCGACCAGCCGCGCUUCUGGGUCCGCGGCGACAAGGGCAGCUUCCGCAAGGUCGGCCUCGACCCCCAGGAAGACCAGCUCAAGGCCGGCGCCAAGCCCACGGUCGAGGGCUUUGGCAAGGACAAGCCCGAGAGCAUGCGCCUGACGGUGGUUGACGCGGACGGAAAGUCGUCAGUGGCUCCUGUCCCGGAUCUGAAGCCGGAGACGUACACUGCCUUUUACAAUGCUUUUGGCAAGGCUGUCGAGACUGGCAAGGAGGAGGAUGUGCCUGUCAAGGCCACCGAGGCUCGUGACGUUCUUCGAAUCAUCGAGGCCGUUUUGGAGAGUGCCAAGUCAGGCAAAGACGUGACAUUUUGA